This is a messenger RNA of Suillus clintonianus, 1233 nucleotides long. RefSeq names its product glycosyltransferase family 32 protein. The coding region runs from base 1 to 1233 and encodes 410 amino acids. Gene Ontology annotation, biological process: glycosphingolipid biosynthetic process. The transcript has 2 exons. Gene Ontology annotation, molecular function: hexosyltransferase activity. NCBI's taxonomy places the organism in Eukaryota, Fungi, Basidiomycota, Agaricomycetes, Boletales, Suillaceae. The record is from RefSeq and is a predicted model, not a curated record.
AUGCGAUUGCAAAGAGGAUUCAGAAGAUUCUUGAAAUUCGCGCUUCCACUGGUGUUCAUCAUAGGUUCCACGGUAUACUAUCUCUACGAGCCGCACGGGAGCAUCGGCCUCGUGCUCCAUCGACGAGAUUGGAUACAGCGCGAACUACUCCCACUGUCCCCACUUGCAGGAUGCUUCGAGCCCGAGCGGGUCAGCCCACUGUACAAUGUCAGUGACGCCGUGUAUGGCGGGAAACGGUUUGAGGUUCAGGCAGGUGUACCAAUGCGGAUGGGUAUGGACUGUUACGAAUUAGCAGGGAUAGUGAGAUUUGCGGAAGGGGAGCGGAAGGAACAGGAACAGUAUAUCCUACCAGAGGAACGAGCACAGUUCCACACAUAUUGGCGCGACGAUCUUGUUCUCCUCGGUGAGAGACAAGAGUACAUGUUAAAGUCAUUCUUCGCUACCCAAGACCUGCCCCGCUCUCGUCUGGUACUUUGGUCAAAUGGUGACCUAUCACUCAAUUCGGUGGUGCAAAAGUACCUCGAGCUCUUUCCUGGCUCGUUCACACUUCAGAUAGUGAACAUACCUGGAUUAGCCAAGGGUACGGCAAUGGAGAAUCACCGCUUGCUCAAUCUUGAGGAUAAGAAAGCAUGGGUGGACGGCGACCUCGUCCGCUUACUUGUCAUCUGGACAUAUGGCGGCGCUUGGAUAGACAUGGAUAUGCUCUUAACCCGAGAUCUCUCGCCAUUGCUUGAGCAUGAGUUCGUGACGCAAUGGGACUGCUAUGACAAAAUUUACCAACCGUUCAACGGUGCGCUCAUGCACUUCCGCAAGCACUCACCUUAUCUCUGCGAAGCCUUCCAUCUCAUGGCACACAGUACUCCUCCGCGCUCUCCAAGCACUGAUUGGGGUUCAGUUCUUUACCAUAGGCUAUGGCGGCGCCUCCUCAAUGAAUCAAUACCCCCCUUCAAAAUUUUGCCGUUCUGCUUCUCCGACCCUCUAGUGUGUCGUCUUGAUAACAGAGCGCCAGAGCCAUUUGAACCUGAUCGUGUAGAUGGGAAGUGGACCGGCAGAUCUGGGGAGGGGCUUGAGGAGGGUGGAGCACUGGAUAGGGCACUAGGAAAGAUAUUUGCCGUCCAUUUGCAUAAUCGAUGGGAUAAAGCGUUUCCUAAGGGCGGUUGGGUGGAUCGGCUUUUGUUGAAGAGACACGAGGAGGAGAUGGAGAGGAAGGUGAGAAUGAAUGGCGAGUUCUGA